GGACGAGACAGAGAUCCUCCUUCAUUACCCCCCUCCCCUCCCCUCCACCCUCUCUGUCAGUCGGAGCUCAGAGCCAUGGAGAAGCAAGUGUUCCUGCUCGGGGUCUUCCUGCAUCUGGCCACUGCCCAGCGGACUGACAACACCACCAGGCCAGUGUUCCCCUGUGGGGGACAAUUAUCCGGCAACCAGGGCCACGUGGCGAGUGAGUCAUUCCCUGCAGCAUAUCCCCCCAACAGUAACUGCUCCUGGACCAUCACGGUUUCCCCAGGACAGGUGGUUCACCUGUCGUUCCGUCACCUGGACCUUGAGUCGAACCCCACCUGCCGCUACGACCACGUCAGCAUUUACAACGGACAGUCACCAUCGGCUGAGAGACUGGGCCGGUUCUGUGGGACCAUCCGGCCAGGAGCCCUCGUCUCCACUGGAAACACCAUCCAUAUCGUCAUGGAGUCCGACAGUGACUCCGCCGGGAAGGGCUUCCUCGCCGUGUACACAGCUGGACUACCACCCACUACAGAGAGCCAGUUCUGCGGGGGGAAGCUGGUCAAACCUCAGGGGUCCUUCACGACCCCCAACUGGCCGGACAAAACAUAUCCCACUGGCAUCACCUGUACCUGGCACAUCGUUGCCCGGCCCCAUCAGUAUGUGGAGCUGAAUUUUGAGAAGUUUGCGAUUGAAGAUGACACUUACUGUCGCUACGAUUAUGUCACUAUCUACAACGGGGACAGAAGCGAGGAGGGACAACGGCUGGGCCGGUUCUGUGGAAGCACCCUGCCUGGUUCCAUCACAUCUGAGGGGAGCGAGCUGCUGGUCCAAUUUGUGUCAGACCUGAGUGUCACGGCCGAUGGGUUUUUGGCAAAGUACGACGUGAGGCAAAGGAACGGCGUGGCCUUGCAACCAGAACCAACCUCCCCCCCCACCACCACCACCACCACCAAGGCACCCAGGAGAAAAGGUCACCCCAAAGGCACCAUGUGUCAAACCAAAUGUCGGCGCCAAGGGACCCUCCAGAGCAACUUCUGUGCCAGUGACUUCGUGAUCUCCGGGAAGGUAGUGAGCCUCAGCCCUCUAGGGCAGGGUCUACAGGCCACCAUCUCUAUCAUCCACACCUACAAGACGGGCAGCUUGGCGAUGCGGGAGGUGCAGGGCAAGACACUGGCCAAGAUGCUGCUGGUCUGUCGGAGAUGUCCCAACCUGAAGAAAGGUGUCAGGUACACCCUGAUGGGUAUUGUGGAUGCCCAGGGUCGAGGACGGAUCCCCCCGAACAGCUUCUUCCUGAUCUACAAACCACAGCAGCACCAAGUGCUGACCAAACUCACCAAGCGCCGGUGCUGAGGGGGCAGGUGCAGGACGCCCCCUCCCCUCCCGUCCCCAUUACCCCUCCCGGUCCAACGCUCUCAUUGCCUCUCAUCGGUGUGCUUGAAGUUGUCAAUAAAGUUUCUGCA
Messenger RNA from Mobula hypostoma (lesser devil ray), 1445 nucleotides. Its product is annotated as procollagen C-endopeptidase enhancer 2-like. Gene Ontology annotation, biological process: proteolysis. Gene Ontology annotation, molecular function: peptidase activator activity; protein binding; collagen binding. NCBI's taxonomy places the organism in Eukaryota, Metazoa, Chordata, Chondrichthyes, Myliobatiformes, Myliobatidae. The coding region runs from base 76 to 1335 and encodes 419 amino acids. The transcript has 9 exons. The record is from RefSeq and is a predicted model, not a curated record.